GAGAACAAAAAGACAAAACCAAGCACCGCGCCCCCUCCCCCGCGGAGCGGCUGCGGACGAAGGCGACGAAGUACCAGAUCUUCAAGGACGCGCGCGCGUCGGGCGAGUACAGCCCCGUGCGCGAGGAGCUGCGCUUCGAGCCCGAGCAGUACGAGCACUUCCAGUCGCUCCAGCUCGAGCGCGGCAACUCGCCGAGCCAGAUGCGGCCCAAGUCGCGGUCUGGCGUCGACCUCGACGCGUUCCUGUCAGAGCGGCGGCCGCACUCGAGCCACCACGCGUCGGCGCCCGUGCUCUACCCGAACGGCAUCGGCCCGCUCGCCGGCGUCGACUCCGUCGCGGACGGCGCGGAGCUCCGGCCGUCCAAGUCGUCCGACGGCGUCUUCCGGCUGAGCGCGGCCCGGAGCGCGCACCUCGCCGCGGCGGCGGCCGCGGCGCCGCUGCGGUCGAUCCAGGGCCGGCGCGGCCUCAUGACCGAGGACGACGAGCACGUGGAGACCAUGUACCGGCUGCCCGUGUGGAUCCCGCCGGAGCCGGAGCGCCCGAAGCGGGACCACGCGCCGCCGGACCCGGCGAUCGUGGCCGCGGCGCUCGAGACCCUGUCGCGGCCCGCGUCGCCGGACAUCCUGAAGAUCUCGUCGCGGCCGGGCACGUCGUCGACGAACCGGCCGGGGACGACGUCCGCGGAGCCGACGCCCGCGCGGACGCCGCCCGGGUCGCGGCCCGCGUCGCGGCCGGGCGCGGACGGCGCGGGCGGCGGCGACGCGGCGCCCGCGCCCGUGCCCGGCGACGCGCUCCUCGAGCUGCCCGUGCUGCCCAUGCUCACGCACUUUGGCGACGACCUGCUCGGCGGCCCGACGAUGCUGCCGGGCGCGCUGCCGCCCGCGGCGAACCGCGUCGAGCUCAACAAGGUCGUCCAGCCGCUCUACACGCGGGGCUUCCGGCGCGAGCUCAAGCGCGUCAAUUCGAUCCGGGAGCUGGAGAAGGGCGACGCCGCGCGGCUCCGCAAGGCGCGGAUCCUCGAGGCCGAGGCGACGCGCCACGUCCGCAGGGAAAACGCGAAGCUCGCGAAGCUCGCGGAGGAGCGGCGCGUGAUCGAGCUCGCGCGGUGCCGCCAGGGCUGGCUGCCGCUCGUCGUCCAGGGCGCCUUCAUCCGGAACCUGCGGAACGGCGCCUUCAUGCGCAUGUCCGAGCUCGCGGAGCUCCGGUUCCGGACGCGGCGCGCGAAGAUCAUCCAGCACUGCUGGCGGAGCCACUUCGUGCGCGUGCUCGCGCCGCGCAUGCGCAAGCUCCACGCGGCGAGCACCGGGCUGAAGCGGGCGCUCCGGGCGAAGAAGCUGCGGAUGGCGCGGACGAAGAUCCGCACGUUCCUCGACGAGAUCCGCGAGGAGGAGGGCUCGCCGCGGAACGCGGUCCAGCACUUCCUCCACAGCGUGCGCAAGUCGCAGCGGGCCAUCCGCAACUUUUCGAUCUGCUGGAAGGCGCGGCGCAAGGUCUGCUGGAAGCUCUGGGUCAAGCUCGAGCACGAGAUCCGCGAGAAGCUCGCAUCGGACGCGAUGGCCGCGCACAAGCGCGCGGUGCGCGCGGCCCUCGAGAAGCAGCUCCGCCAGAAGCGCAAGGCCAAGGUGAAGAAGAGCGACCAGCGCAAGACCCUCGGCGAGGUGCACAUGAGCGGCAUCGCGCGCUUCACCGCGCGGCAGAUCAACGAGCACGCGUCGCAGCGCAAGGCGUCGGCCGCGACGUACGCGCGCAUGGACGCCCUCUGGGCCAUCCGCUCCCUCCAGCGCAAGCAGCAGGCCCUCGAGAUCCUCAAGCCCCUGCCCGACGUCGACGACGUCGCCAAGCGCCACGCGGCCGUCCGCAAGCCCGACGGCGCGCUCCUCGUGUCGCUCGGCACGACGGAGGUGCUGGGCAUGGUCGUCCUCGCCUGCCGCCGCAAGCGCCGCCGCCACAUCGCCUACGCCGCCGAGCUCCGCGAGCGGGAGAAGGUCAUGGUCAUCGACCACGACGUCGCGCGCGCGCUCAUGCGCGCGUCCGGCAAGCUCAACCCGUCCGCGCGCGACCUCAACCAGCUCAAGGAGAAGGCCAAGAAGGAGCGCCGGACCUUCAGCUGGCCCGCGCUCCGCCUCUACACGGCGACGAACCUCGGCGACACCUGGCACGACAUCAUCAAGGACCUCGUCGUCCGCGACCUCCACGCGCGCCGCCAGCAGCUCGCGAACCGCCUCAAGUCCAUGAUCCAGCCCGAGGAGGUCGAGCGCCUCGCGAGCAUGCUCCUCGACGACGACCCGGACCAGACGAAGAUGCAGGACUACAUGUCGCGCGAGGACCUCAUGAGCUUCUCCAUCGACCUGACGCUCGAGAACUCGUCCAUCGCGUCGGGCUCGACGGCCAUCUCCAAGGCCACGCCCACGAGCGGCUCGGGCCCGCACCACCACCACGGCGCGCACGUGCACCUGCACCACCACCACGACGCGGGCGAGGAGCUCGCGCGCCGCGGGGCCGGCGACCCCCGCGCCGCGGCGGCGCCGCGGCCGUCGGGGCGGAACAUGGUCAUGGCGCGGCAGCCGGGCCUCACCGUGCGCGUCAUCCGGAGGAAGGCCGAGGACCAGGAGGCCGACGACCGGGCGCGCGAGAACAAGGCGCGCGGCGACGACGAGAACGUCGACGCCCUCCUCGCCGCCACGGACCGGUAUCGGCUGUAA
This is a messenger RNA of Aureococcus anophagefferens, 2702 nucleotides long. RefSeq lists its product as hypothetical. The annotation marks the transcript as partial. NCBI's taxonomy places the organism in Eukaryota, Pelagophyceae, Pelagomonadales, Pelagomonadaceae. The transcript is spliced from 2 exons. The record is from RefSeq and is a predicted model, not a curated record.